AUGUUGGAGUAUUGGACUGAGACGACAGGCCCAGGCCCAGCUGUAAGGGCAGGGGCAGGGGAGGUGUGGUGCAUCACUCCCAGCCGCAUCCCCAGCCCCAGCCCCAGCCAAGAGGAGAGAGGAGAGGAGAGCCGGAGGGGGAGGAGGAAGCCCAUGGGGGUCUCUGAUUUGAACACGGCGGUGGCGGCGGCGGCGGCGGCGGAGGCGUUGAGGGUGAGCGAUGAGGAUUGCGCGCGGGUGGACGCGCUGGACCGAGCUGCGCGGCGGCACCAAGGGGAAGGGGACGGCGGCCACCGCCUCAGCUUCUUCGAGGCGUUCGCGCAGCAGGGGAUCCGCGUGGAGGCCAUCCACCCAGGCCGCAUCCUCUGCUCCUUCACCGUCCCCACACGACUCACCACCAACAACAACAACCACCACCACCUGGCCCCGGGCGCCGUGGUGGCCCUGGUGGACGAGAUGGGCUCCGCCGCCAUCGUCGCCGAUGGGCACCACAUCAAGGUCUCCGUCGACAUGUCCGUCUCCUUCGUUAACCUCGCCGCCGCCGCGCCCGGAGACACCCUCCGCAUCACCGCCAGGACGCUGGGGCACAAGGGAUACUACUCCGGCACGCACGUCCUCAUCGCCAACGCCGCCACUGGGGAGGUGGUGGCCGAGGGAAGGCACUCCCUCUUCGGCAAGAUGAAGGUGAAACCAGCACCGCCCAGCACCAUCAUCAAGAGCAACAUCUGAAUCUGAAUUACUGGUUCACUUCUACUGCUGUCUAGAUUUGGUGUAUGCUAGCUUUACUGCUUGCUUGCUUCCUUCUUCACACACAAAAAAUAUAUAUAUACAUAUAAAAUAAAAAAUAAAAAAUAAAAAGUCAUGCUAGGGAGACGACAGAAAAACAUUACUCGAUUGGAAACAUCCAACAAAGUUAGAGCUACUGCAGCUCAAGUUCCUCCAUUCACCAGACGUUGUGUGAAACACAAUGACAUAUAUAUGUUCACUACUUUUGAAUUUAUUCAAGGGUCAUGCAAAUGCCA
This is a messenger RNA of Phragmites australis (common reed), 1022 nucleotides long. RefSeq lists its product as uncharacterized. The transcript has a single exon. The record is from RefSeq and is a predicted model, not a curated record. The coding region runs from base 1 to 729 and encodes 242 amino acids. Gene Ontology annotation, molecular function: fatty acyl-CoA hydrolase activity. Lineage: Eukaryota; Viridiplantae; Streptophyta; Magnoliopsida; Poales; Poaceae.